Molecule: messenger RNA, 1619 nt
Organism: Papilio polytes (common Mormon)
Lineage: Eukaryota; Metazoa; Arthropoda; Insecta; Lepidoptera; Papilionidae
Product: cytochrome P450 4V2-like
Exons: 10
Coding region: 103-1569 (488 amino acids)
Molecular function (GO): monooxygenase activity; heme binding; oxidoreductase activity, acting on paired donors, with incorporation or reduction of molecular oxygen
Source: RefSeq, a predicted model, not a curated record
UCAUUCAUAUAAUUGCUUUUGCGAAUCGAAAAUUAAUAUCGAUGUUCACUCAAGUCGUAAUUCGGAUUUAAUAUCGAAAGAAUACUUAGUUUUAAAUGAAAAAUGUUAUUUUUAAUAUUGUUUAUGACAGCAAUUGUUUCAUAUUUGUGGACUAAACGUAUAGCUAGGAGUAAUGAAGAGCCACCAAUCCUUCCAGGCGCUUUACCGUUCUUUGGACAUGCACAUAAGAUGUUUGGAGAUAGCAAAGGUUUUUGGAAGAUGUUCGAACGAGAAACCCAAAAGGCCAUGUCUAUUGCAAACACUACUACUUUUUUAACGUUCGGAACUAAAUAUUAUGUCUUACUGGACCCGGAUGACUGUUUGACAGUUGGCAAUGCUUGUUUAGAGAAAGACAAGUUUUAUACUGUCGCACGCUCCUGCUUCGGUGACGGAUUAGUAACUGCCUCUACCGAAACUUGGAAAGAACAUAGAAAGCUGUUAAACCCAAAAUUUAAUCUGAAUUAUUUGCUGAGUUUUUUAGAAGUAUUCAAUAAACAAGCAAGGGAUUUAGUAAAAGAAUUCGAACCUCAUAUAGACAAUGGAGAAUUUGAUCAUGGAUAUUUCAUAAGACAUAAUGAAAUGAGAACGAUUUGUUUAACAUCAAUCGGCUUAGAUUUUAACAACGACAAAGAAACUUUGGACGAAUAUGAGAAUGCUUUUCUCACAAUCUUAAACACUUACAUUAAACAAGGGCUAAAUUUGUGGCUGCACUUUAAAUUCUUCUGGAUACGAAGCAGACUGAGGAUAAUCCGAAAGACCAAUCGAGAUAUAAUGCACAGAAUAAUAGACAAAAUUGUAGAAAGAAAGAAUUAUGUUUAUAACAAGAUCAAUAGCAAUAGUGAUGAAGCUGGCAAUUUUAAACCAUUCCUCGACGUGCUAUUCGAUGUCAAGAAUACAGUUGGAGAUGAAGUGAUGAAUGACAAAUUUAUCAGAGAUCAUGUGAAUACGCUAAUUUUCGCUGGACAUGAUACUAUCACACUUGUCAUGCAAGUCGUGAUGAUAGUGAUAGGUUCUUACCCCGCAGUGCAAGACAAACUUUAUUCUGAACUUCAAGAAGUAUUUGGUGGUUCUGAUAGAGAUGUGGAAAAAGAUGAUUUGACAAAAUUAUUUUAUAUGGAUGCGGUUUUGAAGGAGACGAUGCGACUUUAUCCGAUAGUGCCUUUUUUAGGACGUUAUGUACAUCGUGAUAUAAAACUCAAAAAUUUCACCCUUAAAGGUGGUCAUCCGUGUUUCUUCAACGUGUACGCGGUUAACAGGCAUCCGAUGUGGGGCCGCGACGCGGAGCACUUUAAGCCGGAACGGUGGCUAGAUGGAAGCACGUUGCCUAGCAACCCCAACGCAUUCAUGGCUUUUAGUAUCGGGAAAAGAAAUUGCCUCGGACGGACUUAUUCGAUGAUAUCAAUGAAGACUACGCUUGCACAUAUUCUACGGAGAUGUCGUAUUAAUGCGGAUUUAAAAAAAUUGGAAUUUAAAUUGGAAGUUCUGUUGACACCAGCUGCUGGUCACUAUAUAUCAAUAGAAAGACGAUAAAUUGUAUAAAAUUUUCUCAUAUUAAUAAAAAUAGUUUUGAAUAAAAAACA